AGAACAUUAUGUCAGAUUCACAGAGACCCGGAACAGUUAAAGGGUUUCCAGUUGAUAACUCACAAACGCUGGAGGGAUUCACCAGUCACACCUUCUAUUCCAACUGGCAGUUUUCCUUGGCGAGAAGGACAACAAGGAAGAACAUUAAAUUGUAGCACCAGUGACUACGGUAACCCAGAAGCAGAUGUGUCUUGGAAAUCAUCCAUUGGUACACCAGCUUUAAGAAUACUGAGACUUCCAAAACUAACUCAGUAUUACCACGGAAUAAGUGUUUCAUGUCAGCUGAGCAACAAAUACACUCAAAAGAUGAAUAAAACAAUUCUGUCAGAGGUUAUCAAUCUAGAUAUUAUGUAUAAACCAGAUGUAUUUAUACACAUUGGCGUGGUGGAAAGAUACAGUAUUGUAAGAAAUGAGAGUGAGAGUCUUACAGCUGUAUGCAGUGCAAAAGGAAACCCUGUACCUACUGUAACUUGGCAAGACAGAACUCCUGGUAAUCCCAGGCUGGAGUUCACAGACAUUGACAGAAAUGAUCAUGGAAUAUACAUAUGUUCUGCAAAGGCUUCCUCAUCUCAUUACCCUGAAUAUGACUUUUCAAAUGAAACAACACUAGAUGUUACAGUUAACUAUGCUCCAAAUGUAACUAUAAAUCUAAGUAAUGGUGAGCCUGAAGAAAAUAGUUCUCUUCUAAUAAGCUGUAGUGCAGUUGGUCGACCAGUCAAUUAUGUCUACACAUCAAUGAAGCAGACAUGGGAAGGGAUACAAAUACAGAACAUACACAGGCCUGUUCAUGGUAACAUAAAUAUCAUGAAUUUACAGCUUCAGGACAGCGGAAUAUACACAUGUGCUGUAAACAAUGGUAUUAGAGACAGAAAUCAACAGCUUGACCAAAUUGGAACGAAAAGUGUUCUUGUAAAAGUAUCACCGAAAGUACUACAUGAAGGGACAUACACAUUUGCAGGGGCAGUAGGAACAUCUGUAAAUAUUACAAUUCCAUUCUACAGUUAUCCAAAGAUUAAGCAUGUGGGAUUUAGACUAGAAAAUGGCUCUGAAAUCACUAAUUCUAGCAAAUACGAAGUAUCUUACAGGAAACAUAAUGUUACGUACAAGUUUUAUAAUGAACCAGUUGAUCUUGAAGGAUACAUUGCUGUAUUACAUAUAAAAGAUGAGGAAGUGUCAGAUUUCAGAAACUACACUUUAGUGCUUCAAAAUGAUAUUGGACCACCGAAGGAAUGGAUUCUGGAACAUGUGUCAGAGAGCAAACCUUCAGCUCCAGUAAGCUUUAUUUACACUGGCAUUGUGGAUGAUGUUCCUACUUUUUCCCUUGUUGGCGGCUUCAAUGGUGGUAGAAUCCAAACUUUUAUUGUGGAAACAGCAGUGGUUGGCACUGAAAACUGGAUGGAGCAAAUUAGGUUCAACGAAACAGACAAGGCAUUUCUUACAGAUGAAUCACUAACAUUCAACUUUAAUAUAACAGGACUCGGUCCUAACACAUACAAUAUCCGUGUACUAACAGAAAAUUACAUGGGAAGGAUAGAAGAAGGAAAAGCUCUGACCUUAGAAUUUACAAUAAUAUCAAAUG
Molecule: messenger RNA, 1579 nt
Organism: Mercenaria mercenaria
Lineage: Eukaryota; Metazoa; Mollusca; Bivalvia; Venerida; Veneridae
Product: hemicentin-1-like
Exons: 6
Biological process (GO): cell-cell adhesion
Cellular component (GO): cell-cell junction
Molecular function (GO): cell adhesion molecule binding
Source: RefSeq, a predicted model, not a curated record